Brenthis ino (lesser marbled fritillary) is the source of this 783-nucleotide messenger RNA. The record is from the annotation of a GenBank genome assembly. NCBI's taxonomy places the organism in Eukaryota, Metazoa, Arthropoda, Insecta, Lepidoptera, Nymphalidae.
AUGACCGCUUUGUUCGCAGCAAUGCCUCAACCACCAGCUCCCUCGACUUCCUGGAGCCUCGUAGAACCGAGGAAGAAGAAAAACAGCGAAUCCGACACAGAGGAAAGUGAGCGGUACACCACCGAUGGGGACACGUCAGCUGCUGCUCCUGGAGGUACCGGAAACCGACUGGCGGACACCAAAGCACAGCAAAGCCCACACCGGGCAAGCUACGCCGCUCCGGGUUACAAGGGCGAUCCCAGCGGCCAAUCGGCCCUGGAAACAGCCCGCCCGUUGAGCUCAAGCGGAAAAAGCUUCUCUGGCGCCCGGGUUCCCCCCAAAACUACUAAAACCAUACAAACACAUAAGGCCCCAACCAAGCAAGCCCAACGCCAGCUGCUGUCUAGUCGGCCACGCCUAAACAGCGGCACAGGCGAUGGGGAAACCUCGGAGGGGGGCCAGAAAAACAAACCUAACAAGAGGGACAGACACGACGACACCAUCUCACCGAAGGUGUCAUCAAAACGUCCCCGCACAACCCACACAAGGAGGGAUGGUGAGGGCAGCUAUGCACAGGCGAUUUUAACUCACCUGAACGUGGCUAUCACCACCAAUCCUCGGACAGACCUCACAGAGAAAGAAGCAAUAGACAUAAAAGACCAGCUACAGAAGGCCAUUUUCACAGUAGCAGGUAACCAAAAGGGCAUACGCUCCAACAUACCAUUCGGUCCCAUAUUCCUGGGCCGCACCACCCUACAUGAAGGAGUGAUGAAGCUGAAGUGCAGGGACGAUGAAACACUGGCC